Molecule: messenger RNA, 201 nt
Organism: Pediculus humanus corporis (human body louse)
Lineage: Eukaryota; Metazoa; Arthropoda; Insecta; Psocodea; Pediculidae
Exons: 2
Coding region: 1-201 (66 amino acids)
Source: RefSeq, a predicted model, not a curated record
AUGGGUCCGUUUAAUAUUGUUUCCGUUAACGGUGUAACGGAAAUGGCGGACCAGAAAACAUUCCUGGAUUCGUACGACCGUCACGGAGGGGGCAGAGGAGGUGCUGGAAGAGGUGAUGAUCACAUGCGGGGAAAUCGUUGGGGAGGGGACCGGAGAAUGGGUCCCAUGGAUGAUUAUCCGACCAAACGUCGGCGUUAUUGA